AACAACAGCAAACCCGGCGCCGGCGGCAUGGGCAAGGCCUGGACGUUCGACGACGACGACGAACCCGGCAUGUCGGCGCUUCAAUAUUCGGACGGCGGUACCGCCGCCGCCGCCGCCGCAGGCCCGUACGGGGGCGCCGGGUCGGGCCUGCGGACGGUGAAGAGGAAGCGGGCGAGGAGGCAGUGGAAGUGGCCAUGGGCGAAGGAAAAGGUGCUCGGGGGCGAGCGCGUCGUGCCGCUCAACGGCGAGUCGGCGGGCGCCCCGGGCCAGGACGAAUUCUGCUCCAACUACGUGAGCACGAGCAAGUACAACGUCGUCACUUUUGUCCCCAAGUUCUUCGCCGAACAAUUCAGCAAAUACGCCAACCUCUUCUUCUUAUUCACCGCAUGUAUACAACAGAUACCAGGCGUAUCACCCACGAACAGAUAUACAACAAUCGCUCCCCUUUCGGUCGUGCUACUCGCCAGCGCGUUCAAAGAAGUCGGCGAAGAUUUGAAACGCCAUCAAUCCGACGCCGAACUCAACACGCGCAAGACCAAGGUGUUACAGCCCGGCGCCUCGUUCGCCGACGAGAGCUGGGAAAACGUGCAGGUCGGAGACAUCGUCCGCCUCGAAUCGGAUGACUUUAUCCCUGCCGACCUCGUGCUCAUAUCCUCCUCCGAGCCCGAGGGCCUGUGCUAUAUAGAAACCAGUAACCUAGACGGAGAAACCAAUCUGAAGAUCAAGCAGGCGUCACCGCAAACCUCCUCCCUCACCGCACCCCACCUCGUCGUUUCGACGAGGUACCAUUACAUCCUCACCUUCAUCAUCCUGUACAACAACCUCAUCCCCAUCUCGCUCAUCGUCACGAUGGAGGUGGUCAAGUUCCAGCAGGCGCAGCUCAUCAACUCCGACCUCGACAUGUACUACGCCAAGACGGACACGCCCGCGCUCUGCCGGACCUCGUCCCUCGUCGAGGAGCUCGGCCAGAUCGAGUACGUCUUCUCGGACAAGACCGGCACGUUGACCCGGAACGAGAUGGAGUUCCGGUGCUGCUCGAUCGCGGGCGUGCCGUACGCGGACGAGGUGGAGGAGGGCAAGGAGGGCUGGAAGAGCUUCGCGGAGCUGCGCGGCCUCGCGGAGGGAAGCUCGAACCCGUUCGUGGACGCGCCCCGGGGCGAGGAAGGGCGGGAGCGCGAGGUCGUCAACGAGUUUCUGAGCCUGUUGGCCGUGUGCCAUACCGUCAUCCCCGAGGUCAAGAACGAGAAGAUCGUGUACCAGGCGAGCAGUCCCGACGAGGCCGCGCUGGUGGCCGGCGCGGAGUUGCUCGGAUACCAGUUCCACACGCGUAAACCAAAGUCCGUGUUCGUCAACAUGCACGGCUCCUCGCGCGAAUUCGAGAUCCUCAACGUGUGCGAGUUCAACUCGACGCGGAAACGGAUGUCGACCGUCGUUCGCGGUCCGGACGGGAAGAUCAAGCUCUACUGCAAGGGCGCGGACACCGUGAUCCUGGAAAGGCUGAGCAAGGACCAACCUUACACCGAGAAAACCCUGCAGCACCUCGAGGAUUACGCGACGGAAGGGCUUCGGACGCUCUGCAUCGCCUAUCGCGAUAUCUCCGACGCGGAGUAUCGUCAGUGGGCGGCCAUGUACGACCAGGCCGCGGCGACGAUCAACGGACGAGGCGACGCCUUGGACAAGGCGGCGGAAGCUAUCGAGAAGGACAUGUUCCUCCUCGGAGCCACUGCGAUCGAGGACAAGCUGCAAGAGGGUGUUCCUGAUACCAUCCACACUCUCCAGAUGGCCGGCAUAAAGGUGUGGGUAUUGACCGGUGACCGUCAGGAAACAGCGAUCAACAUCGGCAUGUCCUGCCGUCUCAUCUCGGAGUCCAUGAAUAUGGUCAUCGUGAACGAGGAGACGGCUCAGGCAACUGAGGAAUUCAUCAUGAAGCGUCUCACCGCUAUCAAGAACCAACGCAGCGCAGGCGAAACGGAGGAUCUGGCGUUGAUCAUCGACGGCAAGAGUCUCACAUUUGCGCUGGAGAAACCGUUGAACAAGUCGUUCCUGGAGCUCGCUAUCAUGUGCAAGGCCGUCGUCUGCUGCCGUGUGUCGCCUCUGCAGAAAGCUCUUGUGGUCAAGCUCGUGAAGAAGAACCAGAAGUCGAUCUUGCUGGCCAUUGGCGAUGGUGCUAACGAUGUCAGCAUGAUCCAAGCCGCUCAUGUUGGUGUCGGCAUAUCCGGUCUGGAGGGUUUGCAAGCGGCGCGUUCUUCCGACGUAGCGAUAUCUCAAUUCCGAUAUCUCAAGAAGCUGCUUCUGGUUCACGGCGCAUGGAGCUACACCCGACUUUCCAAGCUCAUCCUCUAUUCCUUCUACAAGAAUAUCGUUCUAUAUAUGACGCAGUUUUGGUUUUCGUUCUUCAACAACUUCUCAGGGCAGAUCGCUUAUGAGUCCUGGACUCUAUCCUUGUACAACGUGCUCUUCACCGUGCUUCCACCCCUCGUCAUCGGCAUCUUCGAUCAGUUCGUCUCGGCGCGGAUAUUGGACCGGUAUCCACAGCUGUAUACCCUCGGUCAAAAGAAUACCUUUUUCACUCGCACUGCCUUCUGGCAAUGGGUAGCGAACGCGCUAUGGCAUAGCCUGAUCCUCUUUGCGUUUUCCGUCAUCCUGUGGUGGGGCGACUUGAAGCAAUCGAGCGGUCUCGACACCGGUCACUGGUUCUGGGGAACGACGCUCUACCUCGCGGUCCUGUUGACUGUCCUGGGGAAAGCCGCUCUCAUUUCCGACCUGUGGACCAAGUACACAGUAGCAGCGAUACCCGGUUCCUUCGCGUUUACGAUGGCGUUUCUACCGUUGUAUGCCACCGUCGCCCCUGCUAUCGGAUUCUCGACGGAGUACGAGGGCAUCGUUUCACGCCUAUGGACCGACGGUGUGUUCUACUUCGUACUGCUGCUCGUGCCGAUCGUGUGCCUUGCCCGUGACUUCGUGUGGAAAUACUACCGGAGAACAUACAGCCCCCUAUCCUAUCACAUUGCCCAAGAACUCCAAAAGUACAACAUUCCUGACUACCGGCCGCGGCAAGAACAGUUCCAAAAGGCGAUCAAGAAAGUACGCGCCGUACAGCGCAUGCGGCGCAAUCGCGGUUUCGCAUUCAGUCAGACCGAAGAUGUGGGACGACAGGAUCAGGCCCGACUCAUCAGGGCCUACGACACUUCGAAGUCAUACGCACGACCAUCAGGAUACUAGUUUUAGCAGUUGUUAUUGAUCCCAGUAUUGUACCCUUCGUUCAUUCCCGCUAGAGUUUUGCUCUCGGAUGCUAUUCGGGUGCUUAUAUUUGUGUGCUACUUUGCCUUCUACGCGGACUAUGGAAUUCAAUCUUAGCCUCAGGUUUAUAUACUAUAUACCUAUGUGAACAUAGGUCG
This is a messenger RNA of Punctularia strigosozonata HHB-11173 SS5, 3398 nucleotides long. RefSeq names its product aminophospholipid-transporting P-type ATPase. NCBI's taxonomy places the organism in Eukaryota, Fungi, Basidiomycota, Agaricomycetes, Corticiales, Punctulariaceae. Gene Ontology annotation, biological process: intracellular protein transport; post-Golgi vesicle-mediated transport; phospholipid translocation. The record is from RefSeq and is a predicted model, not a curated record. The transcript has 21 exons. Gene Ontology annotation, cellular component: plasma membrane. The coding region runs from base 28 to 3222 and encodes 1064 amino acids. Gene Ontology annotation, molecular function: ATPase-coupled intramembrane lipid carrier activity; ATP binding; magnesium ion binding.